Molecule: messenger RNA, 4449 nt
Organism: Manis pentadactyla (Chinese pangolin)
Lineage: Eukaryota; Metazoa; Chordata; Mammalia; Pholidota; Manidae
Gene: IFFO1
Product: intermediate filament family orphan 1
Exons: 10
Coding region: 264-2246 (660 amino acids)
Source: RefSeq, a predicted model, not a curated record
UAGGCUUUGCUGCUCUAAGGGCAGGGAUGGGAGGGUGGGACGGAGAGGACUGCGGUACACUGAACAGCUAGGUAAGACUCAGGCACCUGGCAUCCCUGAGUCUUCCCAGGGACCCAGGGAAGGAGUCGGGGUCAGUCAAGGGUGUUUGGACCCUGGGGAGAGGAGAGAGAGCAGUUACCGGUGUGGGCAAGUGGGGCUUCCGGACACGAGAACUCGGAGUACUGGAGGACCUGGGUGUUCUGCCACCCCAGUGGAUUUCGGGCAUGGGCUGGGGUCCCCUCUGGAAGGGCGGGCCGGUGUUCUGUCGGGCCCGGGCUCAACCUCAGGCCCGGAAAGGUCCAGGUGCCAGCCGUCAGUUGAGCCAUUCAUUGGCUUUCUCUCUGCCCUCCACCGCCCCCAUGACCUCUGCCCCUUCUGUCGGGCCGUCCGAUUGGUUGCUCCGCGUUCCCCUGGCGUCUCAUUGGCUCUUCUCUCUCGCCCUCCAUCCCUGCUCCUGCACUGGUCUCCGUCUCCCAGCAGAAGGCGCAGCCAUGAAUCCGUUAUUCGGUCCCAACCUCUUCCUCCUACAGCAGGAGCAGCAGGGCCUGGCCGGGCCGCUGGGGGACCCCCUAGAAGGCGACCACUUCCCCGGCGGAGGGGACGUGUCCCCGGCGCCGCUCGCUCCGGCCGGUCCGGCUGCUUACUCGCCGCCCGGGCCGGGCCCGGCGCCCCCCGCCGCCAUGGCGCUCCGCAACGACCUGGGCUCCAACAUCAACGUGCUCAAGACCCUGAACCUCCGGUUCCGCUGCUUCCUGGCCAAGGUGCACGAGCUGGAGCGCCGCAACCGGCUGCUGGAAAAGCAACUGCAGCAGGCGCUGGAGGAGGGUAAGCAGGGCCGGAGGGGCCUGGCUCGCCGCGACCAGGCCGUGCAGACCGGCUUCGUCAGCCCCAUUCGGCCCCUGGGCCUUCCCCUGGGCGCCCGGCCGGCCGCCGUCUGCACCCCGUCGGCGCUGGUGCUGGGCUCGCCCGCGCGCUCGCCAGCCGGUCCGCUGGCGCCCUCCUCGGCCUGCCACUCGUCGCCCUCCACUUCCACCUCUGCCGGCUACUCCUCGUCGGCCCGCUUCAUGCCCGGUACCAUCUGGUCCUUCUCUCACGCCCGCCGGCUCGGGCCGGGACUGGAGCCCACUCUAGUGCAAGGGCCUGGCCUGUCGUGGGUGCACCCUGAUGGGGUGGGCGUCCAGAUCGACACCAUCACCCCCGAGAUCCGCGCACUCUACAACGUGCUGGCCAAAGUGAAGCGUGAGCGGGACGAAUACAAGCGGAGGUGGGAAGAAGAGUACACGGUGCGCAUACAGCUGCAAGAGCGAGUGAGCGAGCUCCAGGAGGAAGCCCAAGAGGCUGAUGCCUGCCAGGAGGAACUGGCGAUGAAGGUGGAGCAGUUGAAGGCUGAGUUGGUGGUCUUCAAGGGGCUCAUGAGCAAUAACCUGUCAGAGCUGGACACGAAGAUCCAGGAAAAGGCCAUGAAGGUGGACAUGGACAUCUGCCGCCGCAUCGACAUCACCGCCAAACUGUGCGACGUGGCUCAGCAGCGCAACUGUGAGGACGUGAUCAAGAUGUUCCAGAAGAAGCUGUCUCUGCACUUGUCUCCCAUUAAGGUCCCAUCCAUGGGGGGGCGGAAGCGGGAGCGCAAGGCUGCCAUCGAGGAGGACACCUCCCUGUCGGAGAGUGGCGGGCCCUGCCAGCCCGAUGGGGACGAGGAGGAGAGCACAGCCUUCAGCAUCAACGAGGAGAUGCAGCGUAUGCUCAACCAGCUGAGGGAGUAUGAUUUUGACGACGACUGUGACAGCCUGACUUGGGAGGAGACUGAGGAGACCCUGCUACUUUGGGAGGAUUUCUCAGGCUAUGCCAUGGCAGCUGCAGAGGCCCAGGGAGAGCAGCAAGAGGACAGUUUGGAGAAGGUGAUUAAAGAUACUGAGUCCCUGUUCAAAACCCGGGAGAAAGAAUAUCAGGAAACCAUUGACCAGAUAGAGCUGGAGCUGGCCACGGCUAAGAAUGACAUGAACCGGCACCUGCACGAGUACAUGGAGAUGUGCAGCAUGAAGCGAGGUUUGGAUGUGCAGAUGGAGACCUGUCGCCGGCUCAUCACGCAGUCUGGGGACCGAAAGUCUCCUGCUUUCACUGCGGUCCCACUUAGCGACCCGCCGCCACCGCCAAGCGAGACUGAGGACUCCGAUCGUGAUGUCUCAUCUGAUAGCUCCCUGAGAUAGGGACCUCCCUCCAGCCCGGCUCCCCUGGGCCCACCCUGCCAGGAGCUCACCAGGCAGAGGGUUGGGGGCUUAUGGAAGGGAAGCAUCAUCUGUUCCGCUGCACAAGCCUGGCUCUGGGGCCUGUGGCUCCUCCCUUGCCUUUCUCCCUUGGUCCUUGGCCUGGGGUGUCUGGAGCGAGGCUUAGCCUGCCCUUCCUGGGCGACCCCAGCUCACCUGGGGCACUCCUGCCUUCUUGCGUGGGUGUCUGCUACUUCCUCAUAUUUAAAAUGCUGCCAAGCGAUUGGGACCCCUGACCUUCUCCGCUAAGGAAUGUGAUUGUCAGAUCUUCCUUCCAUCCCUGUGGCCUCUAGAGCCUGCUUGAUGUCUGAUUCCGCACUGGUGCUAACCGACCCUGGCACUGGUAUGAAGUGGGUCAGGCCGAACUUUCCCUGGUGUGUGCAGCAUGUGGCAGGGGAGGGCUUCCCCUCCUGUUUCAGGUGGAGGAGGCGGGACUGGGCAGGGCUCUCCGUCCUCCGUCAGGGCCGGCUGCUGCUGACAGCAGUGAUGUGGCUGUGACCCCUUUCCUGCAAGUGCCAUACAUUAAAGGGGCCUCGUGCCCCGUUCUAGAUGGCAUCUGGGUUUGACUGGGUGUGGUAUUGUGGUGGGAGAUGGAAGCUCGUCUUCUAGUCACUGCUGAGUGACAGAGAAUGUGAAGCUACUUCGUGUGCAUGUGAGUGUACGCAGGUGGGUGUGUACAUUUAUGUGGUGUGCAUGCCCAUGGGUGUGCGGGUGCACAUGUCCUCAGGGUCUCAGUCUCUGCAAGUAUCAGCUGAAGAUGUGUCCUCCCGUGACUGUCAUACACUGAGACCAACAUGCUGAGUAAGAGAUCCUUGGAAAGGCUUGGAGAAGUUGGGAGAUACGACUGAUGACACCUCAGCAUAACUGCCAGUGGGGGGCAAUACUGAGCUGACAUUUGAAUGGAAUCUAAUAAUAAUGAAACCGGAGAGUAUUGAACACUUUUGUGUCACUGUUUCUAGCACUUUCUGAUAAUAGUACACAACCCCAUGAGGUAGGUAGAAACGUUUUUUUAAUAAACGAGCAGAUGCAGAAUGCAGAGUGGUAAGUUUUAACUUGCCAAAGCAGUAAGAGCCUCUAGGGCAGGAGCAGGGUCUCAGGCCAAGUGGCCUGCAGCCUGUGCUCCCACGCAUGCCGCCGUCCCUCAUGCGCUGAUGACCAUGGAAAUAGUAUCGCCACACAUAACUACAAACUCAGGCAGUGGGCCCUGCCCUUAUCUUUUACCGUGUAGGGCUCACAGAAUCCGGCUGACCUUUUUAAACUGGGUCCUAUCAGUCAUGCCCUUAUUUUUCAGAUGGAGUAACUAGGGCACAGAAAGUAAAUAUAACUUGCUCAAGACCUCACAGCUGGGAAUGGAAUUUGUACCCUAGCAGCCUGGCUGCACGCCAUGCCCUACUGGGCAUCUGCUUCACAGCAGCCAGUUAAUGGGUUACGGCCAUAUGGAUUCGGUAGCCCUCCUCCAAAGCCGGCUUCCUGGGUCCAUGUUAUUACCCUCCAGGGGGCUGCAGACAAAAUACUUCUGGAUAAAGACAGCCAGGCCAUUCCCGUCUUCAGCCAACACAAAUGAGUAAUCCAGAGCUGAAGCAUGGUGAGAAAAUGGUCUUGUCCUUUCAAGUUACCAGUGGUGGCUUCCUGGAGCACCCAGAGGCCUUGGAGGGGAGACUAAGCUGAGGUGAGGACAGACUGUUCUUCAAAGGAGCCAUGCCUGAGUGCACACACUUCUGGGACGCCUUUCACUGAUGUGUAGCUCUAAACCCACAGUGAAGCUUAAGUGUGGUCAGGGUAGACCAGAUUGUUCUUGGGUACUCAAGCAAGAUUAUCUCCUUGGCACCAGCUCGGCUUCCCUCCCUUUAUCCUAGACCCUAGAAUAAGAUAAACAGCUGGCUGGGUACAGUGCACUUUAUUGAUGGUACAUGACAAGGUAUGCCCCUCCCCUUCUUUAGGGGGUUUGGGAUGGAAAUCGAAGUUGGAAGAUUCUCAAUGUGUCGGGAUGAGUGGGGGCAUGGACUCCCCAGCAGCCGAGGGCCUCUCUCUUCCUCUUGAGCUUUUUUUGCUGGGGCUUGUGAUCCAGGGGGCUCUUACUCCUUGGAGGCCAUGUGGACCAUGAGGUCCACCACCCUGUUGCUGUAGCCAAAUUCAUUGUCAUACC